AUGGCUUCCGAACAAAUCAAAGAAGAAGAAGAAGUUCAAGGAUUGAGGAGUUUAGGAGCUGGUGCAAAGAAAAAGAGUAGAUAUGCUACUAAAGAGCCUGUAGGAUGGGAGAUCACUUUGGAUCGAUUACGGGAAUUUCGUCUACAAAACCCUGCCCCUGUGGAUACUAUGGGAUGUGAACGUCUGGCCGAAGUUGGAGAAACGAUUCCUCCAGAGGUGAGCCGCUUCCAAACACUCGUUUCAUUAUUGCUGUCUUCACAAACCAAGGACACAGUUACGUCUGUUGCAGUGCGGCGAUUGCAAAAAGAACUCAAGGGUGGAUUGACGAUCCAAGCAGUACUAGAUGCCCCUUCAGAAAAACUCAACAGUAUCAUCAGUGCAGUGGGAUUCCAUAACAAGAAGACAAUCUUCAUGAAACAGGUAGCUAAGAUUUGUAGAGAUCAAUAUAAUGGCGACAUUCCAGAUACUGCAGAAGGAUUAACAGCACUGCCGGGAGUCGGACCAAAAAUGGCCUACUUGACAUUGCAAGUUGCCUGGAAUAAAAACCUAGGAAUUGGUGUAGACACACAUGUACAUCGUAUUGCUAACCGUCUUGGAUGGGUCAAGACUGAGAAGGAUGGACCAGAAGCAACACGUGAGGCAUUGCAGUCAUGGUUACCUAAAGAACAUUGGCGUGAGAUUAAUUAUAUUCUAGUCGGGUUCGGACAAGUCCUUUGUUUGCCACGUGGGCCACUUUGUCCUAUCUGCCCUGUCCAAGAUCGGUGUCCUUCUGCUAUGAUGUCAAAGAAAAGAAUCAAAACAGAAGUAAAAAUGCAAAUGGAAGAGCCCUUUGGUGAAGUAGAGAUCCAUGCUGUCCAUACACAGCUUGAGAGAGCGAAUCUUCAGGAUCAGAACGUGGAAGAGGGCAAGGUUGGUGAUGGUGAUGUACAAGUAAAGGAAGAAGAGGAUGCAACUCAAGUAGCGACCAAGAGUCAUUAUUUCGCAAAUAAUGGGGAUAAGCAGGUGGAGAUCAAGCAGGAAGAAGGAAUAACAGACAUUAUGAACGAUGAUACGCUUGCCAAGAGCACAGCUUCUUUGAUUGAGAACCUGCACGUAGACGGUAGCAACUUGGAGAAGGAAUCUGUGGACAUCGAAGACCUUGUAAACUAG
Messenger RNA from Lobosporangium transversale, 1149 nucleotides. RefSeq names its product DNA glycosylase. NCBI's taxonomy places the organism in Eukaryota, Fungi, Mortierellomycota, Mortierellomycetes, Mortierellales, Mortierellaceae. The transcript has 4 exons. The coding region runs from base 1 to 1149 and encodes 382 amino acids. The record is from RefSeq and is a predicted model, not a curated record. Gene Ontology annotation, molecular function: DNA-(apurinic or apyrimidinic site) endonuclease activity; DNA binding; 4 iron, 4 sulfur cluster binding. Gene Ontology annotation, cellular component: nucleus. Gene Ontology annotation, biological process: base-excision repair; nucleotide-excision repair; base-excision repair, AP site formation.